GGGAAGGAGGGUAUGGGCAGGUGGUCGGCAGUGUGAUUUCAGGUGUCCAGGCAGGAUGAGUGGAGGAGUGUAUGGGGGAGAUGAGGUCGGGGCUCUUGUUUUUGAUAUUGGUUCAUUCUCUGUUCGUGCUGGCUAUGCCGGGGAAGAUUGUCCUAAGGCGGACUUUCCCACCACCCUGGGCAUCCUAUCUCCUGAUGACUCUCUCCCUUCCGAGCUCGAGAAAGACCGCAAGCAGAGCCGAGUGUAUUACAUUGAUACUACCUGUUUGCACGUCCCACGUCCACUCACUGAGGUCACCUCUCCACUCAAGAAUGGCAUGAUUGAAGACUGGGAUGCAUUUCAAGCAAUUCUUGAUCAUACGUUUAACCGACACUUGAAGUCAGACCCAGCCCUGCACCCUGUCCUAAUGUCAGAAGCACCAUGGAACACCAGAACGAAGCGUGAGAAGCUGACAGAGUUAAUGUUUGAACAUUAUAAUAUCCCUGCAUUUUUCCUCUGUAAGACAGCCGUGCUCACAGCUUUUGCUAAUGGGCGAUCCACAGGCCUGGUAUUAGACAGUGGGGCGACACACACUACUGCCCUCCCUGUGCACGACGGCUAUGUCCUUCAGCAAGGGAUAGUUAAGUCCCCUCUGGCCGGGGAUUUUAUCACCAUGCAGUGCCGGGAGUUAUUCCAGGAGAUGGGAGUGGAUAUAAUUCCCCCGUACAUGAUUGCAUCAAAGGAGCCUGUACGGGAAGGGUCAUCCCCAAACUGGAGGAGAAAGGACAAAUUACCAGCAGUUACCAAAUCCUGGCAAAAUUACAUGUGCAAUGAAGUGAUACAGGAUUUUCAGGCGUCCGUGCUUCAAGUGUCAGACUCCCCAUAUGAUGAACAGGUGGCUGCCCAGAUGCCCACAGUCCACUAUGAGAUGCCCAACGGAUAUAAUACAGAUUAUGGAGCUGAGAGACUGCGAAUCCCUGAGGGGCUGUUUGACCCAUCCAAUGUUAAGGGCCUUUCAGGUAACACCAUGCUGGGUGUCGGCCAUGUUGUCACCAGUAGCAUCGGAAUGUGUGAUAUAGACAUCCGGCCUGGACUCUAUGGCGGUGUCAUUAUCACUGGUGGUAACACUUUACUCCAGGGGUUUAAUGACCGUUUGAACCGUGAACUUUCCCAGAAAACACCCCCGAGUAUGCGUCUGAAACUCCUUGCCAGUAACAGCUCUAUCGAACGUCGCUUCAGUUCCUGGAUUGGUGGCUCCAUUCUGGCCUCUCUGGGGACGUUCCAGCAGAUGUGGAUCUCUAAACAGGAAUAUGAGGAGGGUGGGAGGCAGUGUGUGGAACGGAAGUGCCCCUAGUACCCCAACAAUCCAUCAAUACCCUCAACAUCCAAAGCCGAUCCACUGUAAUAAUAGGCGUUUCAAUUAGAUUCAUACGAGCCAAUACCUUCUCUAUGCACAUACAGUUACAUGGCUCCCGGGACCUUUACUAACAUCAGGAUCUUUUUAAUUAUAAUAUUCAUCAAUAUGAAAGGAAGCCAUUAGGGUUUUUAAUAAAUUCAACCAGUGUUCAACAUCACAUUGUGAGCGCCUGAAAUUCUGCCCCUUCACCCCAAUACAUAAGGAAUCUGCCCCUUCACCCUGAUACAUUGGGAAUUUGCCCCUUCACCCUGAUACAUAAGGAAUCUGCCCCUUCAUCCUGUUAUAGGGAAUCUGCCUUUUUAUCCUGAUACAUUGGGAAACUGCCACAUUCACCCUGAUAUAUAGGGAAUCUGCCCCUUCACCCUUAUAUAUAGGGAAUCUGCCCCUUCACCCUUAUAUAUAGGGAAUCUGCCCCUUCACCUAUAUAUAGGGAAUCUGCCCCCUCAUCUAUAUAUAGGGAAUCUGCCCCUUCACCCUUAUAUAUAGGGAAUCUGCCCCUUCACCCUUAGAUAUAGGGAAUAUGCCCAUUCACCUAUAUAUAGGGAAUCUGCCCCUUCACCUAUAUAUAGGGAAUCUGCCCCUUCACCUAUAUAUAGGGAAUCUGCCCCUUCAUCUAUAUAUAGGGAAUCUGCCCUUCAUCCUUAUAUAUAGGGAAUCUGCCCCUUUAUCCUGAUUUAUUGUAAAUCUGCUUCUUCAUCCUGAUAUAUUGGGAAUCUGCCCUUCAUCCUUAUAUAUAUAGGGAAUCUGCCCCUUUAUCCUGAUUUAUUGUAAAUCUGCCUCGUCACCCUGAUAUAUAGGGAAUCUGCCCAUUCACACUGGUAUUCUAGGAAUCUGCCCCUUCAUCCUAAUAUAUUGGGAAUCUGUCCCUUCAUCCUAAUAUCCUGGGAAUCUGCACCGUCAUCCUGAUACAUAAGGAAUCUGCCCCUUCACCCCAAUAUAUAGGGAAUCUGCCCAAUUCAUCCUGACAUAAAGGGAAUCUGCCCCUUCACCCUGAUAUCUUGGGAAACUGUCCCAUUCAUCCUGGGAUUCUGCCCUAUUCACCCUGAUAUAUAGGGAAACUGCCCCUUAAUCCUUAUAUAUGGGGAAUCUGGUAUUAUAAGGAAAUACUCAGAUUCCCUCAAUGCAGAUUCUAGGGCAAAGUCUCUGCUUAUUGGGGUAUUUCUGCCUCCCCGUAAAUGAAUGUGAAGGAUGCUGUCUCUUCAGUCUAUUUUCUUCUCCAGUGUUGACAUAUUAAGGUAUUUUGGGUGUACACCUACUUGUUUAGACCAUUCCUUCAAUUCCCUAUAAAUUAACGCCUUUUGAAUCCACAAUGUUCAUUAUACAGCACCAUACCUACAUGACGUCUUCAAAGUGUUUGAUUCACUUGUAUAAUUGUUAAUGUAUCGUAUUCAUUUUAAUUUGACAUAGGUUAGUAAUAAUUAAUCGUUGGUGAGAAAAUAAAUUCAUCAAAAGCUGGAAUGAGAUGGAAUUAGCGUGAGUGGUACUACAGCUGGUGGAAGAACUGGUAAAUAUAAGGAUAAUGGGUACACUGGUCUGGAGCUGAGGGUGAUGGGUACACUAGCUGGAGCAGUAAACGGGAGGUGAGGGUGAUGGGUACACUGGCUGGAGCAGUAAACAUGAGCUGAGGGUGAUGGGUACACUGAACAGGAGCGGAGGGUGAUGGGUACACUGGACAGGAGCGGAGGGUGAUGGGUACACUGGACAGGAGCGGAGGGUGAUGGGUACACUGGACAGGAGCUGAGAGUAGUGGGUACACUGGACAGGAGCAGAGGUACACUGGUUGGGAGUGGAGGGUGAUGGAUACACUGGUUGGAGCAGUGAACAGGAGCUGAGUGUGAUGGGUACACUGGUUGGGCGCUCAGCGUGAUAGGAGCAGUGAACAGAAGCUGAGUGUAAUGGGUACACUGGUUGGGAGCCUAGAGUGAUGGGUAUACUGGUUGGGAGCAAUGAUCAGGAGCUCAAUUUGAUUGCUACUGUGGCGGGACCGCUGCCUAUUUGUGAAUUGCUAGUAAAUGAUCCUGUAUUUUCCCCUGUAUUAUAUUGUAUUUGUAUGUUUUACCUGCUCCCAGUUUGGGAGAGCUCAAUUCGAAUGGGUUCCGUUCA
Molecule: messenger RNA, 3499 nt
Organism: Pelobates fuscus (common spadefoot toad)
Lineage: Eukaryota; Metazoa; Chordata; Amphibia; Anura; Pelobatidae
Gene: ACTL6B
Product: actin like 6B
Exons: 14
Coding region: 56-1333 (425 amino acids)
Biological process (GO): regulation of transcription by RNA polymerase II; chromatin remodeling; nervous system development
Cellular component (GO): SWI/SNF complex; NuA4 histone acetyltransferase complex
Molecular function (GO): chromatin binding
Source: RefSeq, a predicted model, not a curated record